AUGAACGACGAAACUCAAUUUACAGAAAGAGCAUUGACAGUUAUCACUGUAGCUCAAAAAUUGGCUCAGGAUCAUCAACAUCCACAAUUACAACCAAUUCAUUUAUUAGCUGCUUUCAUUGAAACUCCUGAAGAUGGGACCAUUGCCUAUUUACAAAAUUUAAUUGAUAAAGCUAGAUAUGAUUAUGAUGCAUUCAAGAGAAUUGUUAAUAAACAUUUAGUUAGAAUUCCACAACAGCAUCCAGCCCCACCUCAAGUUACUCCAAGUUAUGCAUUAGGUCAAGUUCUGCAGGAUGCUGCUAAGAUUCAAAAACAACAAAAGGAUUCUUUUAUUGCCCAAGAUCAUCUGUUAUUUGCUUUAUUUAAUGAUUCUUCGAUUAAGGAAAUAUUUAAAGAAGCCCAAAUUGAUACUGAAGCUGUGAAACAACAAGCUUUAGAACUAAGAGGUAACCAAAGAAUAGAUAGCCGUGGGGCAGAUACUAAUACUCCAUUGGAAUAUUUGAGUAAAUAUGCCAUCGACAUGACUGAACAAGCCAGAUUGGGUAAAUUAGACCCAGUUAUUGGUAGAGAAGAGGAAAUUAGAAGUACAAUUAGAGUGUUAGCAAGAAGAAUUAAAUCAAAUCCCUGUUUGAUUGGUGAACCUGGUAUUGGUAAGACCGCAAUUAUUGAAGGUGUUGCUCAAAGAAUUAUUGAUGAUGACGUUCCCACUAUUUUACAAAAUUCAAAAUUAUUCAGUUUAGAUUUGGCAGCUUUGACUGCUGGUGCCAAAUAUAAAGGUGAUUUUGAAGAAAGAUUUAAAGGUGUCCUAAAGGAAGUUGAAGAAUCAAAGACUUUAAUUAUUUUAUUUGUUGAUGAAAUUCAUAUGUUAAUGGGUAAUGGUAAAGAUGAUGCCGCUAACAUUUUAAAACCUGCAUUAUCAAGAGCUGCUAUUAAGGUUAUCGGUGCCACUACCAACAAUGAAUAUAGAUCCAUUGUAGAAAAGGAUGGGGCUUUUGAAAGAAGAUUCCAAAAGAUUGAAGUCUUAGAACCAACCAUUAGACAAACAGUAGCCAUUUUGAGAGGUAUCCAAUCUAAGUAUGAAAUCCAUCAUGGUGUUAGGAUUUUAGAUAGUGCAUUAGUGACAGCUACUCAAUUAGCAAAAAGAUAUUUACCAUACAGAAGAUUACCAGAUUCUGCCAUUGAUUUAGUUGAUAUUUCAUGUGCAGGUGUUGCUGUUGCAAGAGAUUCUAAACCAGAAGAAUUAGAUUCUGCUGAACGUAAUUUACAAUUAAUUCAAGUCGAAAUUAAGGCAUUAGAAAGAGAUAAGGAUGCUGAUUCUUCUACUAAAGAAAGAUUAAAGGCUGCUAAAAAGAAGGAAGCUUCUAUAAUGGAAGAAUUAGAACCAUUAAGACAACGUUAUAAUGAAGAAAGAAAAGGUCAUGAAGAAUUAACUUUGGCUAAGAAGAAAUUGGAUGAUUUAGAAAAUAAAGCUUUAGAUGCUGAACGUAGAUAUGAUACUGGUACUGCUGCAGAUUUGAGAUAUUUUGCUAUUCCAGAUAUUAAAAAGAGAAUUGAACAAUUAGAAGAACAAGUUGCUGAAGAAGAAAGAAGAGCCGGUGCAAACUCUAUGAUUCAAAAUGUUGUUGACUCCGACACCAUUGCAGAAACUGCCGCAAGAUUGACAGGUAUUCCGGUUAAGAAAUUGACUGAAUCAGAAAAUGAAAAAUUGAUUCACAUGGAACAAGAUUUAUCAAAGCAAGUUGUUGGUCAAAUGGAAGCUGUUAAAGCUGUAUCUAAUGCGGUUAGAUUAGCUAGAUCUGGUUUGGCUAAUCCAAGACAGCCAGCAUCCUUUUUAUUUUUAGGGUUAUCAGGUUCUGGUAAGACGGAAAUGGCAAAGAAAAUUGCUGGAUUUUUAUUCAAUGAUGAAGAUAUGAUGAUUAGAGUAGAUUGUUCAGAAUUAAGUGAAAAACACUCUGUAUCUAAAUUAUUAGGUACAACUGCCGGUUAUGUUGGUUUCGACGAAGGCGGGUUUUUAACUAAUCAAUUACAAGUAAAACCAUAUUCCGUCUUAUUAUUCGAUGAAGUUGAGAAGGCUCAUCCAGAUGUCUUAACUGUGAUGUUACAAAUGUUAGAUGAUGGUAGAGUCACAUCUGGUCAAGGUAAGACUAUCGAUUGUUCUAACUCCAUCAUCAUUAUGACCUCUAAUUUAGGUGCACAAUUCAUUGCUGGACAAUCUGGUUCUAAGAUCCAACCUGCUACUAAGGAAUCGGUCAUGAAUGUAGUGAAAGGCCAUUUCAGACCUGAAUUCUUAAACAGAAUAUCCAGUAUUGUCAUUUUUAAUAAAUUAUCAAGAAAAGUCAUUCAUAAGAUUGUUGAUAUCAGAUUGAAAGAAAUUGAAGAUAGGUUCGAAAUGAAUGAUAAACAUUACACAUUAGAUUUAUCCCCUGAUGCCAAGGAAUUCUUAGCCAAAUAUGGGUACUCUGAUGAUAUGGGUGCAAGACCAUUAAACAGAUUGAUUCAAAAUGAAAUUUUGAAUAAAUUAGCCAUAAGAAUAUUGAAGGGUCAAAUCAAAGAUAAAGAAACAGUGCAUGUUGAAUAUAAACAAGCUUCUGACUCUGGAGAAGAAGGAUUAAUUGUUGUACCAAACCAUGACGGCAAUGCAUCCAACACAGACGAAGACAUGGAUAUAGAUGACGAAUCUGACUAUUCCGAUACUCCAGAAAUCGUAAAUGACUUGGACUAG
Molecule: messenger RNA, 2721 nt
Organism: Henningerozyma blattae CBS 6284
Lineage: Eukaryota; Fungi; Ascomycota; Saccharomycetes; Saccharomycetales; Saccharomycetaceae
Gene: HSP104
Product: chaperone ATPase HSP104
Exons: 1
Coding region: 1-2721 (906 amino acids)
Biological process (GO): cellular response to heat
Cellular component (GO): cytoplasm; cytosol
Molecular function (GO): ATP binding; ATP hydrolysis activity
Source: RefSeq, a predicted model, not a curated record